AUGUCGAAAGGCAUGCAGAACCUCAUCAUCGAGAUCCUCCAGGCGCAGCCCUCGCUUCGAGACUCGAAAAGCUACCUCACCAGUUUCGCACCUCGCAAAGCAGCGCCACGAAAGCUGCUGACACCAUCUCAAUCCAGCUCCUCGCCAUCACCCGCUCCCAGCCGCUUCGCAUCUCCCUCUUCUUGCGCCACACAGGUCCAUCCCGAGUUCCCGAUACCAUCCAACGUCGCUCAUCCAGGGUCUCUGCAUAACCCAUCAACAACUACUUGGGAUCCACAACACUCAAUAUCGUUCGAGGACGAUCCUCAGGCUACCGCGUCAGCCUCGCCAGCUCCCAAGCUGCCCAAAGCUAUCUGGCACAUGCUCAACGAGAAGAAGCAGCGCACCAAGCCUGACUGCAUCUUAGAUCCCAACUCCUCCUCGACUACCUCUGCCCCUCUAUCGCAGCAAAGCUCGACGGUAGCUAUUCCUCAGCUCACACCCGUAUCAGAUGCGUUGGCAGACUCGCACACUGCGCUUGUCAAGGUGCAAGGCCCAUUCACAGAUCGUCAGCUUGACUCGAUUGCUGAAGGCCUUGUCUAUCUUAAGCGUCUCGGCCUUGUCAGUGUUGUCGUCGUCGAUCAAGAUGACUGGCCCCACAUCUCUGCCGAUAUCGAUUGCAAGGGUGACAUUGUUGCCGGUAGAGAUGAGCUCGAGGACCAGCGCAUGGGUGAUUGGCUUGCUGCUCACCCUUCUCCAUCCUCGCUCAAAGCCAAGGAGAGCGCCAAUCAGUCUUGCACAAAGUCCAUGCUUGGUCGUAAACAGGAGCGUCUGCGAAAGCGCAUCAUGGCCGAGACUUUGCGUCUAGCUGACAGUCUCAAUCGUAAAGGUGCUAUGGCUCGACCCUUCCCUCAGGCUGUUGUCAAGGUCGAUGCUCAUGCAGCUGCUCAAGUCGAGGCAGAAGCACUUCAGUUGCAACGCUCCCCAUCUUCCUCCACCUCUCCCGCUCUGCAGCAUGGCAGUCGAGCAGAGCAGCCUCUCCGUCCACCACUCGUCUCGGAUGACGGUCUGACAUCCAUCCGUUCAGCACUCGCUUCCAAUCAGAUCCCCGUGCUGGCUCCCUAUGCCUUGUUCGAGAACGAGAAGGAUGGUACACUCGAGACACUCUGUCUUUGUGCUGACCAUGUCAUGGUCGCUUUGGCACGAGACAUGGUCCUUGCUGCCACUCGAUCCCAACAAGAGGCCGAGACCUCUGCUGCUGCCUCGACCAUCGCUGACCCCCUUUCGGAGCUGAUAGGCGGUCAAGUCGACAUGAUGCCUCUCCGUCUCAUGGUCAUCAAUCGUGAAGGCGGUAUCCCAUCUCACGCACGAGGAGGUGACCCUCACUUGUCUAUCAAUCUUGCCUCCGAGUACCAUCAGAUCAAGCAGUCCUUCGUCUGGCAUCAAACGCAUCCCACAGCGCUACGCAACCUCGACACCAUCUCAGACUGUCUCUCUUACAUGCCACAAACCUCAUCCGGUCUUCUCGUCACUCACCGAUCACCGCGCUCGCUCAUCGCCAACCUCAUCACCAACAAAGCAGCACACUCUCCUUCCCUACCCCACCGUCUUCUCGCCAACAAGCAAGACGUUCGCCACACGCCCACCAUCAUCCGUCCUGGUCUGCCCAUCAAAGUCAUCCAAGACUUUAACAAGAUCAACCUAGACAAGAUGUCAGACCUCCUCCAAGCUUCCUUCCGACGCAAGCUCAACCGUGAGGCCUACUACGAGAGGUUGAGCAAGCAGCUCGACUUUGUUAUCCUCACGGGCGACUAUCAGGGUGCGGCGAUCGUGACCAAGGAGUAUUCGCCUGACGAUGAUAGGGAUGCAGUUGAGCCAAUUGCCUAUCUCGACAAGUUUGCCGUUUUGCCCUCGCUUCAGGGUUCGGGUACGGUGGACUUCUUGUGGGGUGCAUUGCGUGACGAAGUGCAGGGUUUGGGUCUGUUGGAUGCGCUCAACGAUAAUGGAGGUCGAGGUGGUUACGGUACGGGACGCGAUCUGGUUUGGAAGUCGCGCUCCAACAAUCCCGUCAACCGAUGGUACUACGAGCGUUCCAAUGGCUUUGUUCGCAUCGACACCGACGCAAAAGGUACAGGAUGGCAGCUCUUCUGGUGCGAUGCAGAAGACAAGCUCGCCCGACUCUCAGGAGAACGCCGACUGUCAGCAUCUGCAUCCAACUUGGAGGAAGCAGCGGCAAUCGCACAUGACCACAUCGAGCUCCGACACGGCUUUGACGAUGAUGGUGCCACCUCAUCGGGCAGUAGUGGGAUAAGCGCACUGGAAAGCAGCGGUAUUGAGGCAUACGAACGCAGUCGUCGAUCGUCCAAGCCCAAAUUUGACUCGUAUCUCCACAGAGGCAGCAUGAGCUACGGCGACCAAUCAGGAGGCCCAAGCGACUUGACGCUGCUACCUAUCGUAGCGCCAGAGGAAGGAGGAAGGCUGUUACGAUGGGCCAAGUGCAUCAAGACGAUCAAAGGUGCCUGGGCUGAUUGA
Messenger RNA from Ustilago hordei, 2511 nucleotides. RefSeq lists its product as uncharacterized. Bases 1 to 2511 code for a protein of 836 amino acids. Gene Ontology annotation, molecular function: L-glutamate N-acetyltransferase activity, acting on acetyl-CoA as donor; arginine binding. NCBI's taxonomy places the organism in Eukaryota, Fungi, Basidiomycota, Ustilaginomycetes, Ustilaginales, Ustilaginaceae. Gene Ontology annotation, biological process: L-arginine biosynthetic process. Gene Ontology annotation, cellular component: mitochondrial matrix. The record is from RefSeq and is a predicted model, not a curated record. The transcript has a single exon.